GGGACUGGGCCGUGCGGGGUGGAACGCGGCCCGGAAGCUGGCCGGGCUUCAGCGCUGGGGUCCGGUCCGGAGUCUCGUCGGACUUAGCGGGCGGCCGCAUUGUUUGGGCAGCGGCCGUCUCCAGGGACCCAACUCUGCAAGUGCACUGCAGGAACGCAGGGCCUUGUCUUAAGAGGAAAUGUGGUAGCCUCGAGCACCCCUGAAGCAUGGAUCCCCCGGCUUAGCGACAUGCUGUCCGUCUUGGGAGUGCCUCAGGAUGUACAGGGCUGGCGAGCCAGGGAGGCGCGUGCGGAGUGUGGAGGUCGCCCGUGGCAGAGCCGGCUACGGGUUCACCCUCUCAGGACAGGCGCCUUGUGUGCUCAGCUGCGUCAUGAGGGGCAGCCCCGCCGACUUCGUUGGCCUCCGAGCUGGAGACCAGAUAUUUGCUGUCAAUGAAAUCAACGUGAGAAAAGCCUCUCACGAGGACGUGGUGAAGUUGAUCGGGAAAUGCUCUGGUGUCCUGCGCAUGGUGGUUGGCGAGGGCGUCGGCCACCUGGAGUCCUGCUCCAGUGAUGAGGAGGGUGGACUUUAUGAGGGGAAAGGUUGGCUGAAGCCCAAACUUGACUCUAAGGCAUUAGGUAUCAACAGGGCAGAGAGAGUUGUGGAGGAAAUGCAGUCGGGUGGGAUUUUCAAUAUGAUUUUUGAAAAUCCAAGUCUUUGUGCAAGUGGUUCAGAGCCCUUGAAACUCCAGCAAAGGUCCCUGUCGGAGUCUGCCGCCUCACGAUUGGACCCAGGCUUCGAGGCACUGAGUGCACCGCGUCCCAGCAUGCUUUCCAAGGAGGAAGUGUCAAAAGUCAUCAAGGACGACUCGGUUUUCAGCGUAGGACUAGGGGGUCACGAUGACUUUGGGCUGGAUGCGAGUAUUUUAAACGUGGCCAUGGUGGUGGGCUACUUAGGCUCCAUCGAGCUCCCUUCCACAAGCUCCAACCUGGAGUACGACAGCUUGCAGGCCAUCCGUGGUUGCAUGCGGCGCCUGCGGGCAGAGCAGAAGAUCCACUCUCUGGUGACGAUGAAGGUCAUGCAGGACUGUGUGCAGCUGUGCACAGACAAGGCCAGUGUGGUGGCCGAGUACCCAGCUGAGAAGCUGGCCUUCAGUGCUGUGUGCCCAGACGACAGGCGGUUCUUUGGGCUGGUGACCAUGCAGACCAGUGAUGACGGGAGCCUGGUGCAGGAGGAGGAGGGUGCCCUGCGGACGUCCUGCCACGUGUUCAUGGUGGACCCAGACUUAUUUCAUCACAAGGUCCACCAAGGCAUUGCGCGGCGGUUUGGGUUUGCCUGCACGGCCGACCCUGACACCAGUGGCUGUUUGGAGUUCCCAGCGUCCUCACUUCCAGUGCUCCAGUUCAUCUCUGUCCUAUACCGAGACAUGGGCGAGCUGAUCGAGGGUGUGCGGGCCCGGGCUUUCCUGGACGGGGACGCUGAUGCUCACCAGAACAAUAGCACCAGCAGCAACAGUGACAGCGGCAUUGGGAAUUUCAACCAGGAAGAGAAGAGUAACCGGGUGCUCGUGGUAGACCUGGGUGCCAGCUCGAGCAGGCACAGCCCGGGCAGUGGCCCUGGGUGGGAGGGUGCAGGCGGGAGGGGCUCUCAGCCCUGGGGUGUGCCCUGGAAUGGGGCCUUCUGCCGUGACCCUGAGGCGGUCUCCCCAUUUGAGGCUGGUCCCCAGACCGACAGGUUCUGGGACUUAAACAAGCAUCUAGGCCCACCCUCUCACAUGGAGGUGCCCCCAGCCUCCUUGCGGAGUUCUGUCCCUCCUUCCAAGAGGGGUGCUGUCGGUGCUGGCUGUGGUCUGAGCCAGCGGUGGCUUCCGGUCCAUGUGCUCCAGGAGUGGCAGUGUGGGCAUGCCAGCGACCAGGAGUCAUACACAGAUUCUACGGAUGGCUGGUCCAGUGUCAACUGUGGAACACUGCCCCCUCCCAUGAGCAAGAUCCCCGCAGACCGAUACCGGGUGGAAGGCAGCUUCACGCAGGCCCCACUGAGCUCCCAGAAGAGGGACUGGCCCAGGAAGACCUUUGGAAUGCAAAACAUUUUUGGGCCCCAUAGAAAUGUUAGAAGGAGCAAAGAAGACAAAAAGGGCUCCAAAUUUGGACGGGGAAUUGGGUUCACCCAGACUUCUCAACGAACUUCUGCGCGGAGAUCAUUUGGAAGAUCCAAGAGGUUCAGCAUCACACGGUCCCUCGAUGACCUAGAGUCUGCAACUGUGUCUGAUGGUGAGUUGACGGGUGCUGACCUGAAGGACUGCGUCAGCAACAACAGCCUGAGCAGCAAUGCCAGCCUCCCCAGUGUGCAGAGCUGCCGGCGCCUGCGCGAGAGGAGGGUCGCCAGCUGGGCUGUGUCGUUCGAGCGUCUGCUGCAGGACCCUGUUGGUGUUCGCUACUUCUCUGAUUUCCUAAGGAAGGAAUUCAGUGAAGAGAACAUUUUAUUCUGGCAGGCCUGUGAAUACUUCAACCAUGUUCCUGCACAUGACAAGAAGGAGCUUUCCCACAGGGCCCGGGAGAUUUUCAGUAAAUUCCUGUGCAGCAAAGCCACCACCCCUGUCAACAUCGACAGCCAGGCACAGCUAGCCGACGAUAUUCUCAACGCACCUCACCCAGACAUGUUCAAGGAGCAGCAGCUCCAGAUUUUCAACCUGAUGAAGUUUGAUAGCUACACUCGCUUUCUGAAAUCCCAGCUGUAUCAAGAGUGCAUCCUGGCUGAGGUGGAAGGCCGUGCCCUCCCAGACUCACAGCAGGUUCCCAGCAGCCCUGCCUCUAAGCACAGCAUCAGCUCCGACCACUCCAGCGUGUCCACUCCAAAAAAGUUAAGUGGGAAGUCAAAAUCAGGAAGAUCCCUGAAUGAAGACGUGGGGGACGAGGACAGUGAGAAGAAACGGAAAGGGGCCUUUUUCUCUUGGUCAAGGAAUAGGAGCACUGGGCGGUCCCAGAAGAGGAAGGAGCAUGGGGACCAUGCCAACGAUUCCCCUCAUGCCAAUGGAGGCCUGUGCCGCCGUGAGUCCCAGGGCUCUGUGUCGUCGUCAGGGAGCCUGGACCUGGCAGAGACCAGCAGGACCUCUGCACCUGAGAGAGACAAGGCUGCCAAGCACUGUCGUGUCCACCUCCCGGACGGGACGUCCUGUGCCGUGGCCGUCAAGGCAGGGUUCUCCAUCAAAGAGGUCCUGGCUGGACUCUGUGAGCGACAUGGCAUCAACGGGGCUGCUGUGGACCUCUUCCUGGUGGGCGGGGACAAGCCACUGGUGCUGCAUCAGGACAGCAGCAUCUUAGCCUCGAGGGACCUGCGCCUAGAAAAGCGUACUUUGUUUCGGCUGGAUCUCGUUCCAAUUAACCGGUCGGUGGGACUCAAGGCCAAGCCCACCAAGCCUGUCACAGAGGUGCUGCGGCCAGUGGUGGCCAAGUAUGGCCUGGACCUUGGCAGCCUGCUGGUGAGGCUGAAUGGAGAGAAGGAGCCCCUGGACCUUGGUGCCCCCAUAUCGAGUCUGGAUGGACAGAGAGUUGUCCUAGAGGAAAAGGACCCUUCCCGAGGAAAAGCGCCCGCAGAUAAGCAGAAAGGUGUGCCCAGCCGAGGGAGCACGGCAGUGAACUCCAGCCCCAGAAACCACGCGGCUAUGGGAGAGGAAAGAACACUAGGCAAGUCUAAUUCUAUUAAAAUAAAAGGAGAAAAUGGAAAAAAUGCUAGGGAUCCCCGGCUUUCAAAGAGAGAAGAAUCUAUUGCAAAGAUUGGGAAAAAAAAAUAUCAGAAAAUUAAUUUGGACGAAGCAGAGGAGUUUUUUGAGCUCAUUUCCAAAGCUCAGAGCAACCGAGCAGAUGACCAGCGUGGGCUGCUGAGGAAGGAAGACCUGGUGUUGCCCGAGUUCCUUCGCUUGCCUACUGGUUCUGCAGAGCUCGCCCUCUCCACCUCGGCCCCGGCCAAAGGCUUUAGCAAGAGACCCGUGGCGGGCUGUGGCCAGGAGCGAGCAGUCCAGCCUUCUGGGAGCUGGGAACCAGCCCAGGACUGCAGCGACAGCCCAGCCACCAGCCCUGGCUCUGCCCAGAGCCCCAGCUCCACCCACAGCCCUGGCUCCGCCCACAGCCCCCCUGGGGUCCCUGGGACUACUGCACCUGGACAGAAUACUCCUGGAGAGCCCUUCUGUGCCCCCCAGGGGCAGGAGGGCACUACGCAGAUCUGGAGGAGGCAGUCAAGGGACGUAGAGGCUGGGGACAUCCAGACCGUGGAGGAUGAGCAUGUGGCUGACCUGACCCUAAUGGGGGAGGGGGACAUCAGCAGCCCCAACAGCACACUGCUGCCUCCAUCCCCCAGUCCCCAGGACACACCCGGACCUCCAAGACCAGGAGGCAGGGCCCGUGGCAGCCGAGGCCUCCCGGUCAACAGGACCAUCGAUGUGGACCUCGUCACUGGUGUGGCGGCCAGGCUAGGCGGUGACGUGCUGGGGGCGAGGGUUGGUGGGCCCCUGAUGUCAGGACGCCCUGGCCUGAGCCCCGUCCCAGGUGAGCCGGCCAAGCCCCCGGCUAGCACACACCGGGCCACCUAUGUCUGAAGCUGCUCCUGGUCCCGUGCAAGCUACCCUGCCCUGACCUCCACACACGUGGACACCACCCGGCCCAGGACCUCUCAGGGGCACCUGGAGCGUGUGCCCCUCAGCCACUACACCCUCAGGAGCCAAACGGGGAGAAGGCGGGACCACCUCGUCGCAGGGCCUGGCCUCAGACACCUGCCACCAGCCCCGUGCUGCCCUCUGCCUCAGACUCUUCCCAAUAAAGCAUUUUGAAGACCU
Molecule: messenger RNA, 4807 nt
Organism: Marmota monax (woodchuck)
Lineage: Eukaryota; Metazoa; Chordata; Mammalia; Rodentia; Sciuridae
Gene: Rgs12
Product: regulator of G protein signaling 12
Exons: 18
Coding region: 257-4570 (1437 amino acids)
Biological process (GO): signal transduction
Molecular function (GO): GTPase activator activity; protein binding
Source: RefSeq, a predicted model, not a curated record